GGUUUGAGACAAGAAAACACUCUUCUCUGGGUUGUUCAGAUGUGUUCUGUCAUGUCGUGGCUGCUCUUCCUGUGCCUCUGGCUCAGUGUCACUGCCAUUCAACUGUGUCAGGCCACUUUCUAUGACACCAUCCCUCAGCAUCCCGGGACCAGGCCUGGACGCACCACCCUCCACAUGAUCGAGGGGGGUACAUGUGAGGUAAUUGCAGCUCACAGAUGCUGUAACAAGAAUCGAAUUGAAGAACGCUCUCAGACAGUCAAGUGCUCCUGUCUCCCCGGGAAAGUCGCAGGAACUACACGGAACAGACCAUCCUGUGUAGACGCGUCCAUAGUAAUUGGGAAGUGGUGGUGUGAGAUGGAGCCUUGCCUGGAGGGAGAAGAAUGCAAGACGCUGCCUGACAACUCGGGCUGGAUGUGCUACGCUGGCAACAAGAUCAAAACCACCAGGAACUCACAGCCAUACCCGACAUCAACAUAUUAA
Molecule: messenger RNA, 480 nt
Organism: Boleophthalmus pectinirostris (great blue-spotted mudskipper)
Lineage: Eukaryota; Metazoa; Chordata; Actinopteri; Gobiiformes; Gobiidae
Product: chemokine-like protein TAFA-1
Exons: 5
Coding region: 40-480 (146 amino acids)
Biological process (GO): regulation of neuroblast proliferation; neuroblast differentiation
Molecular function (GO): receptor ligand activity
Source: RefSeq, a predicted model, not a curated record